CGUUGAUACGUUCAUAUUUUACAGUGAAUUACUGGGAUGUUCGAAUGCAGUGAUUUUGCAUCAAACUUCAAAUCCAACGAUGUAAACACGUACUGAUCCUACACACCAGAGCUUGGCUGGGAUUGAUGUGUUUUCCCCACCAGCUGACAGGAAGACCGAUUAGGACUAAAACUGGAGUGGCUCCAAGCAGGAAUACGUACGUUUAAGCCAAACCCAGACCAUAAUAGUGCAUCAUUCUCUGGUUCAAGUGAAGCCACGUUGGAGGGAAUUGAAUUAGCAGAGUGAAGAAGGAUGGUGAUUGUUUGUGGUUGGUGUUGUAGCUAAAUGAAGGAAGGUACUGGACCGGCCCACACCCAUCUAGAACAGACCAUUUCCAUAUCUAGACCCUGCCGUGGGUUCCACUUCGAACUCGAUCUGUUCUGUUGAGGCCCACUUUUCCCUCUAUUUUUUUUUCUCGACACUUCGAACUCAAUCUAAUUAUAAGGGUAGUCGAUGAUUAACGAUUAUAUUAAUUAUGGUAGUCCAAUUUAGCUAAUUAGUAAUUGGUGGUUAACGAUUAACCAAUUAAGUGAUUAACCGUUGACGGUCAUCCUCACAGUUAGGACCGAAUAUAGUAGGCAUCGAUGAGCCAAAAGUAUAGGCUGGAAAAUAAUGUGUUAUUUGAAGGCAUGCAAGAACCCUACUUGUUAUAGUGGCUUAGUUUCACCUGAGAAUAAUUUCAGGGGAAGGGUUAUAGAAGGAUCACGGUAAAACAAAAAAGAUACACUUAUGCCAGAACUCUGUUUUGCAGUACCUAGAAGAAUUAUGUUGCAAUAAUGACAUUUGAAUGUGGUAUCAUGGAGAAUAAGACAUCGAUUUUUAUUUUAUUUUUUAUAAUUCUUUGGGGUUAAUUGCAUGGUUGGUCACUGAGAUUACAAAAAACGUUCAUAUUUGGUCACGGUAAAUAUUUAAAUCCAAUUUUGGUCACUCAAAUUAGUUAAAUGGUUCAAGUUUAGUCACUCUCCGUCCAACUCCGUUAAAUUUGUCUGAUGUGGCAGUCAACCCUCAAAGUUGACCGUUAACUCAGUGACGUGACAAUUAAAAAAUAAUAAAUAAAAUAAAUUUUAAUCUUCUACCAUUUCCAACUCAUUUUCACAAUAAAAUAAAAUAAAUAAAACAAAAAAUAUUAUAAUUACAAAUUGAAAAGUGCUCAUCACCGACGACAACAACAACCACCACCUCUCCUCCGCCGCCGAUGACAACAACCACCGCCUCCGCCGCCGGUACCAGGACCUCUCCACCAUCCUCCCCCACUGACUCGGCCCCGACGAUCUCCUCUCCAAGGACGUUCCCCUGAUCCUCGAGCGGCACAACAACGAUCUCGCCCUCGUUCACACCCAAUUCAUUCCUUUCCCACUAAAACCCCAAUUCUGAAUCGGAUCGGUUUUUCGCUUGUCUAAGCAUAUUUCUGCAAACAUUUCUUUUUCGCAGGGAAACGUAGAUCUAUGUUGAAGCUGGGAUUGGGUAAGUUAUCAAUGUCUAGUUGUUUUGUUUUUUACCCCGAUGGAAAUUUCCUGUCAUACAUUCUGAUUCCUCUGUUUUUCUCCAGGUCUAGGGUUUGGAGUGGUAAUACUAGUCAUGAUUUUGCUCUCUGCUUUCAUUUGCCAUCGCAAGAGAAGAAGAAGGCAGAAGAAUCAACAAAGCUUCGAUUCGGGAAACGCCUAUAUCAAACCAUCUCCCACCACCAGAGACCCGGACGAAGAAGCCAACACCUGCUUUGGAAUCCCAAUCUUCACCUACGGCGAGCUCGAAGAGGCCACGAACCGUUUCGACAGCGACAAAGAACUCGGCGACGGAGGAUUUGACACCCAACGAGGGCGAGAUCGUUGUUGUGCCGCUCGAGGAUCAGGGGACGUCCUUGGAGAGGAGAUCGUCAGGGCCGAGUCGGUGGGGGAGGAUGGUGGAGAGGUCCUGGUACUGGCGGUGGUUGUUUUCAAUUUGUAAUUAUAUAUAUAUAUUUUUUUACUUUAUUGUGAAAAUGAGUUGGAAAUGGUAGAAGAUUAAAAUUUAUUUUAUUUAUUAUUUUUUAAUUGUCACGUCACUGAGUUAACGGUCAACUUUGAGGGUUGACUGCCACAUCAGACAAAUUUAACGGAAUUGGACGGAGAGUGACCAAACUUGAACCAUUUAACUAAUUUGAGUGACCAACAUUGGAUUUAAAUAUUUACAGUGACCAAAUAUGAACGUUUUUUGUAAUCUGAGUGACCAACCAUGCAAUUAACCCUAAUUCUUUGGUAUUUUUUCCAUCAAAGAGCACACUUGUUUGGCGAUACCGCAGUAGCUACGCCAUCGCCAAAAGGAGCAAUUGAUAGGGUAUCCUAGUAACUAAGUAGGCAAAACUCUAGCUAAUGGUAUAAAGAAGGAAAGAAGACAAAAGAGCAAAAAGACAAGGCAAGGAGACAAGAGACAAGGCCAGACACCUGACAUCAGCAAGGACAAGGGGCAGGGGGACACUCUCUGUCAAAAAGUACCAUGUACAGUGUCAGAAGGUCUGAGGCGCCCGACCACAGCAUUUAUGGCUUGGCAGGCGCCCAGACCACUACCUAACCCUCAAAUGUGUAUAAAUAGGAGUUCUCUCCUCAUAAAUGGCAAUCUAUCUACUCUUACUCUAAUUUCUCUCUACUUUCUCUCUCUAUAUACUUCUUCUUUUUUCCUACUUCCGACGAGGCGGGGCGCCUACCCCCUCAAAGUCAUGGCUGACGCCCCAAACCCCUUGGACCUGAGUGACGCCUAGUCGUCCGGGCUCAAACAUGAUCCAAAUCCACCAAUCCAUUUCCUCCAAAUUCAUAAAUUCACUAAUAUCUAUGAAUUCAAUCUAUUUUCCACCUCUAAUCCCAUUGCAUGCAUUAGCAAGAAGAAUGUCUCCACACCCGCACGUCUAUGCAUGUCUCUUUGUGCCUUUUAGAGUUCACUUGAUGUUGAUUCGAUUAUUCGGUUAAACUGAAAAUCAGACCAUAUUAAUCGAUCCAGUUGCAACGAAAUCUUUUACGCAACAAGGUUGGUUUAGGGAUGGCAAAAAUAUCCGUGACCGUUGAUAUCCACCCGAAUCCGGCAUAAUUGGGUAGGGUAAAACCCGAACCCAAAGGACAUUUAGUGGAUACGGGUAAAACCCAAAGCCGAAUAUUAUGGGUAAUGGGUGGGCAUGGGUUUCUCACUAAGCAACCUGAACCCUCCCGAUUAUACACAUGCAUUUUGUCUAGAAAUAAUCAUUAUUUUUCUCUAACAUAUUUUAUAUUUAGCAUAUAAAUAUAAUAUUUUCAUGAAAUUGUGUUGUUUUAAUUAAUUUUCUUCAUUCUAGUGUAUUAUUGUCGUACUUUUCUUCUUACGUAAUGUGAGAAUACCUGUGAAUGUUAACAUAUUGGUUGGAGUUAUGAAGAAAAAUUAUUACCCAUGGAUAACCAUGGAUACCCGAAACCCGAACGGGUAUGGGCAUGGUUUUGAUUUUCUACCCGUUUCUCAUAUGAGUAUGGGUAUGGAUAAAAUUCGAACUACUUUGGGUAGGGUAACGGAUAUACGCUAUCUGCCCUCGACCUGACCCAUUGCCAUCCUAGGUUGAUUUGAUUUCCGACUAUGGAGAGGCUAAUAAAUGAUUAAUCAUUUCGGUUCAUAAUACUUCAGAUCCAUAGAAUGAUCCAAUAGGAAUAGAGGUGGCAAAUGGAUUGGUGGAUUGGAUUGAUGGAUCCAUGGAUAAAAUGGAUUGGUGGAUUCAUGGAUUGGAUCAAGUGGAUUUGUGGAUUAUCCAUGAAUCCAAAUGACAUGUCCAACCAAGGACCAAUAUGUAAGAUGUGCAAAGUUUAGGUACUAAAAUGUCAUAAUGAAAAGAUUUAGGUACCAAAACAUAAUUUUUCAAUGAUAUUUUCUUAUAAAAAAAUUAAAUUAUAGCUAGGUACCAAAAUGUAAAAUAUAAAAAUUAUAGGUACCA
Molecule: messenger RNA, 3961 nt
Organism: Linum trigynum
Lineage: Eukaryota; Viridiplantae; Streptophyta; Magnoliopsida; Malpighiales; Linaceae
Source: the annotation of a GenBank genome assembly